Messenger RNA from Paramecium sonneborni, 1722 nucleotides. Lineage: Eukaryota; Ciliophora; Oligohymenophorea; Peniculida; Parameciidae. The record is from the annotation of a GenBank genome assembly.
AUGUUAAUUUUAUUGAUAAUUGAAUCAAUAUUCCUUGUUGCAUAUUUAUGGUAUGUAAUACAUAGUCAUGCUUCCAAACAAGUUACUUUUUAUGUUAAAACCUUAACAUUAAUCUCUUGGUUGAUUUCAUUUAGUUUGAUAAUAAUCUUACCAUUAGAUAUCUACAAAGUAAAUUUUGAUUAAUAAUUAGAAUGAAUAAGAUUUAAAAGAUACUCAAAUAGAAGUUAUUUGGAUUGUUUUAUAUUGGCUAACAUUUUUAUUAACAUGGUAAAAAUAAUUAUAUUCUAUAUUUCAGGAUUUUUCUUCCCAUUACUUUGGACUACGAAGAUGCAGGAGAGUUUACUUUCAAAUAGAAACUUUUUAAAGCAAUAAAGAUAAAUUUUUAAAUUUAUGCAAUUUUUGGAGUUUUAGGGAUAGCUUUUACGAUAUAUUUACUUGUUGAAAAAUAAUUUACAUUUUAAGCCCUUCUGGCCUUAACAGUGGUUUUAAGUAAUGCUUUGUAAUAAAUUGAUUAAUAUGUAGAGGUCUAUUAAUUGUUACAUUUCUUUUAGGAUAUGCUAUAGUUGCUAUUCCAAAAUAAUUUUUUAGGGAAAGCAACCAUUAAAUUUAACUAAAUUUAAAAUAUCAUUCAAUUAACAAAACUAAAUUGUUACUUGAAUAGGAAUCAUUAGAUUUAGAUGAAAUUCUAAUAGAAAUCUUAUCAUAUGAAUCAAAAUACAAAAAUAAUGAAGAAUAUCAACCUUAUAUUUAAUAAAUACUCUAAUUAUUUACCAAAGAAUAAAUUGAGAUGGCAAAAUUGUAUCGUUUGAGGAACAAUAACAGUAAUUAAUUAGAAGAUCUGAAUAUUGAUAAAUUAUCUGAAAUUCAUAAACGAUCUAAGGAAUUAACUUAUGAUUAUGUUAGAAAAUCUAAGAAAUUAGAAAUUUUGACAAAAUAAGCUUUAUUUAUUGAAGAUAUUAUUAAUUGUGAUCAUCGAGAGAAGAAAAUUUCAUCUGCAGCAAGACCUGAAAGGGUAGGUUGUUUUGGAAAAUUUAUUGAUAAAUUUUAAUACUAUUGGUACGUAAAGUUUUGGAAAAUAAUUAUGUACAGCACUGCUAUUGUUUUUAUAAUUCUUGGAAGUUUAAUUACAUUAUCUGAAAUAGCAAUUUUCGGAAAUCUCAAGUUUAAUGUAUUUAUCUACUUUAUAAAUGAUAAUGAAGAAUUUUUUGCAGUAUAAAUAUUAGUAUUAAUUCCUCUACUUUAUGUAUUAUAUUGUAUUUAGUAUGGGCUUCUAAAUAUAAGAUUUAAUCGAUUUGGAUUUUAUGAUUAUGGUUAUACAGAUGCUCCAUCCUUACUUUUUUCAGCAACUUUUGUAUCUAGAAUUGCCUUCCCAUUAGCUUUUAAUUUUUUUUGGAUGUUUAAUGAAUCUGAUGCAGAUAUUGCAAAUGUUGUGGGAAAUUUCAAUUUUGAUCAGUAUUUAAGUAUUCUAUUAAUAAUAUUUGAAUAGCCGAAUUUAAAUUGGCAUUUCCAAUUUUAUUAGUGAUCUUGAUUAUUUGUAACAUAUUUGAUAUUUACGAUAAAUUAUUAGGAGCUUUAGGAUUCGAAAGAUUUUAAUUUGAAAUAGGAUUUGCAGAUGAACACACAGAAGAGGGUUAAGAAUAUGUAUAAAAAUUCAGAUUGGAAUUAUCAAAUAGCUAAAUUCCUCAAAAUAUAAAUUAAGAUAUGAAGCAACCUUUUUUAUGA